AUGGCAUCCGCCACGAAAUCCAAUGUCUCCUUCACAGCAAUAUUUCCUCUGUUUUUUCUCCCCCUCGAGAAUACCAUUUCCGUCUACAAUCCAAGGAGGAUGCUGGGAAAAUCGUUGGCUUCUCCUUUGCUGACAUUUUAUUCCACAGUGGGCAUCUGCUCUUUUCCUGAUUCUGGCUCAGCAGCCCCAAAUAAUCCACCAGUAAGUGUAAAUGUUCGAAACUGUGUUCCUCUAGAUGUUUUAGGGGGGGCUCGGAUAACAACAUUUGCAUCAAGGAGAUGGGAGUUACAUUCAACUGCUGAAAUUCAGGAUGCAGUAUUGAGUGAUGAAGAUAAAAAAAGGUGGGAAUCGUGUACGCAAGCUCUGGCUGCAUUCGGGUUUACAAACGAGGCAGCAGAGAAAACACUAGGCAAAGCAUUUGGCCAGAUUCAUUCUCCAUACUGGGGCGAAGAACGAAAAAAGGAAGUGCCAAGGAUUGAGAUAGUAAAUGAAAUACUGAAUUAUUUGAAGGGUUUAGGCCUUACGGAUGAUGAUCUUGGCAAACUUAUGAAGAAAUUUCCCGAGGUACUUGGAUGUAGCCUCGAAAAUGAAUUGAAAACCAAUGUACAGAUUUUAGAGAAGGAAUGGGGAAUCAAAGGGAAAUCUUUGAGAAACCUCCUCCUUCGCAAUCCAAAAGCAUUGGGCUACAAUGUUGAUUGCAAGGGAGAUUGCAUAGCACAAUGCACCCGCUGCUGGGCUCGGUUUUAG
Fraxinus pennsylvanica is the source of this 747-nucleotide messenger RNA. The record is from the annotation of a GenBank genome assembly. NCBI's taxonomy places the organism in Eukaryota, Viridiplantae, Streptophyta, Magnoliopsida, Lamiales, Oleaceae.